Neurospora tetrasperma FGSC 2508 is the source of this 2269-nucleotide messenger RNA. RefSeq lists its product as uncharacterized. Lineage: Eukaryota; Fungi; Ascomycota; Sordariomycetes; Sordariales; Sordariaceae. The coding region runs from base 1 to 2004 and encodes 667 amino acids. Gene Ontology annotation, molecular function: zinc ion binding; transcription cis-regulatory region binding; DNA-binding transcription factor activity, RNA polymerase II-specific. The record is from RefSeq and is a predicted model, not a curated record. Gene Ontology annotation, biological process: positive regulation of transcription by RNA polymerase II. Gene Ontology annotation, cellular component: nucleus. The transcript has 5 exons.
AUGAGCGACUAUUAUCACCACUUCCUCACCUCGAUGGCAGGUGUCGGAGGAGACCCUAGUCUAAGCCAACAUGGCGCUUCGAUACCUGUGCAACAAGCCCCAGUAUUAAGCUUGGGGACGACCGCUUACCAAAACCUCGGCGGUUUUUUCAACGGAUAUGCGGAGCCUAUCAUGUUCAGUGCACCUAAGGCUCAAAGAAGCCGUCGCAAGUCUGCGCCUGGAUUGGAUCACAUCAAACAUCGACGCACGAGGUCAGGCUGCUAUACUUGCAGGAGCAGGCGAGUCAAGUGUGAUGAAACCCACCCUGUCUGCGAGAGAUGCAGAAAGGGAAACCGAGAGUGUGUCUAUCCCGAACCAGCACCACCCAAGGGAUCCGUGAAAGAUUCAUCAGGCCAGAGCCAGCAGGAGAGCCCUACAUCUUCUCGCGGGGAUGACGAUGACGACGAGACUGGACACGAUGGAUCAUUGACACCGAUAAUGGAUGAGGAUGAAGAAGAAGAAGCCGAAAGCGCAACAAUGCAAUCCUCAACACCGACCAUUCCUCCAACUCCUUUAAGCGCACCGGCAACAUCACUAAGUUUCAACCAUGGAUCCAUGAACGCUAGGCAGGGGCUAGAGGGGGACGUACAGUUCUAUCUCAACUACUACCGUGACAAUAUCACGCACUAUCACUACUCCGUGGUGAAUGACCACGACAACUUUUUCCAGGAGAUGUUGACUGAAUUGGCAAUUCAGGACGAGGGCCUUCUCUAUGCCGUGGUCGGGUUUGCAGCCUACCAUUAUACUCUACAGAGUCCGAUAGGAGAGAUCAAGGACUUCUUGCAUUUUUAUAACCGCAGCGUUACUCUACUGCUGAGAUUCUUGAAAAGAAAAGAACGCCAUACGGAGAUGACGCUAUUAACCAUCCUACAACUUGCCACCAUUGAGGAAUACCUCGGCGACUGGGUCAACCUCAUGGGCCAUCAGAAGGCUGCCCUAGAAGUACUGACCGAAUUGUACACGCCACAAACGGUCAUGCAGACUGUUGUAGGGCGCAUGAUUCUGACGUGGUAUACACGGUUCGACGUGUUUACUGGCAUAAUGGCCAGCUCCGAAACUAUGCUUCCUCGGGAAUGGUUCACAGCUUUUGUCGAUUACUACGAGGUUCGAGCGGCAGAAAACCCUGACGAACUAUCCUACAAAACCGAGGUGUGUUCAGGGCGACUACGCAUGAUAUCAAUGGAGAUGUCACUCUUGUUCGGGAGAAGCGCCAGGCAUCAAGUGACCGAAGAAGAGUAUACCGCCGAGCACCGUCGAUUAUACAACGCCCUCCACGAGUGGAAAAACAGCUGGGAUCCUGCCUUGGUAAAUCCAGAGUUCCUCGUAGCUGAUGUAUCGAUGAACGGAGCCUCAGACACGGAUCGAAUCUUUCAGCCACUCACACCAGGCUUGCUUUUCCGGCCUCCCCUCUUUACCUCGACGCUCUUGACUUGCGAAUGGAAUUCGAUUACCCUGAUGCACGGAAGCCAGGGCACGUCAGACCCCUCGAGCGAGACUCUGGAGAAGUUGAGGGAACACGCAUAUGUGAUAUGCCAGAUUUGCGAGGCAGUCGAGACCUGGCCCCUUAGUCCUGCGGGGAGCCUGAUAAUUCUGCAACCAUGUCUCGGUAUCGCUGCGUUAUUUGUUCCCCAGGAGGAGGCCUACCAGCUCUGGAUCAGGAAGAAAUUCGCAUUGCUCGAAAGAAUGGGGUACAUAUCACCCGGAACAAUGCGCCUAAGAAUGGCGGAGCUCUUCCGUGACGGGAGCUGUCUCCGUUGGUGGUUACCGAACGACGAAGGAUUCACGCCCAUGCUGCAAAGCAUCCGGGCCUUUGCAGACGAGCGAAACGCGAUGGCUGUGUCGACACAGAGCGAGAAUUUGCGACAGAUACGUUCCGUUUUCUCCAGGAUGAAUAUUCGACGAGCAGCCAUGGACCAGGGCGAGGGCCAGUUGAGCGAUGGGGUCAAUACUAUGCUUUUGGAAUAAGAAGAGUGUAGAUUGACAGGACAGGACAGGACAGGACAGUACCGGACAGGAGAAUCGUUUGCGUAUUGAAUUCCGUGUCCCAUCGGCCGAGCUAUAUGAACCUAAUAAGGCUACGACCGCUGUUACGUUCCAGAUUGGACGAUUGUCGUUUCGUCGCUGCGGCUUAUACACUAAUCAGUAGCCCUUGCGAAUUAAGAGAUCAAUCGAUUCAGACACAGCGACAAGAGGACAGUGAAGGGACCAACAAUACAACCCAGCAACUUUU